Messenger RNA from Rotaria socialis, 1077 nucleotides. The record is from the annotation of a GenBank genome assembly. Lineage: Eukaryota; Metazoa; Rotifera; Eurotatoria; Philodinida; Philodinidae.
AUGACUGAUGUUAUAUCAAUAGAUACCAUAAGUCUACCUGAUCAUAUAACAAGUACACUUUAUAUUAAAGAUAAGAAUCGAAAACUAUGGAAAAAAUAUACAUGUAUUUUACGUCAAUCAGGUAUUUAUCAAAUACCAAAAUCUUCUUCAACGAAACAAGAUCUUGUUUGUCUACUUAAAUUUGAUUCUAAUAUACAAUUAUAUCAUGCUAAUAAUUGGAUUGAAUCAUUGCGAUCACCGACUUCAUAUGGAUUUGCAUUAAAACCUGCACAUAUACAGAAAAAAUCAAAUAAAUAUAUACAUUACUUAUGUACGCAUACAUCAGAUGAAUAUCAACGUUGGAUAAAUGGUAUUCGCAUUAUUUUAUGUGGUUUUCAAUUAUACAAAAAUUAUCAACAAAUGACUCAAGUUGUUGAUGAUGAAAUUGAUAAUCUCGUCAAUCUUUUACCUAAUCAACAUUAUUUUAAUUUCAUAACAUCAUCAUCAUCAUCAAUGCAUCAUUCUAUUUCAAGUAUUUCUUCACCUAUUAGUCAAAUUAUUUAUGAUGCAACAGAAUCACAUAAAACACUUAUUGAUAUUGAUAGUGCAUCUACAAAAUAUAUGUCUCAUUCAUUAGAUCGUUUUCAAGAAUCAAAAGCAUCUUUCGCACGUUCAUCAUCAUUUCAUUCUUCUUUACGUUAUUCGAAAACAAAUAAAAAUCAGCAAAAAGCUUAUCGUACUAAAUCAAUCUCACCACUUGAAAGUUCAUUAAAUAAAAAUCAUGGCUUACUCUUCAAACGUUCAAAAUCUGCGAAAGAAAUUUCUUCACGAGUCUCUUCAACACAACGUUCAAAAUCACAUAAACUUUCGUCGUCAUCAUCAAUUAUUCCAUUUAUCAAUCAAUGUAUACAACCAGAUAAAACACGUAUUCAUAUGAAGCCGCCAAAACGACCGCCACCACCAAUUCCUCCAAAGUCAUCAUCAAGUAUCAGUAACCAUAUAUAUGAUUCAUUACAAGAUACUCCACUUCUAAAUCAUGAAAACAGUCGGAUACUGCCGGUCUCUCGAUUACUUUCGUCUGGAGUCACAGAGUUGUAG